This is a messenger RNA of Camellia sinensis, 1974 nucleotides long. Its product is annotated as Adenine nucleotide alpha hydrolases-like superfamily protein. Gene Ontology annotation, molecular function: tRNA binding; sulfurtransferase activity. The record is from RefSeq and is a predicted model, not a curated record. Lineage: Eukaryota; Viridiplantae; Streptophyta; Magnoliopsida; Ericales; Theaceae. Gene Ontology annotation, biological process: tRNA wobble position uridine thiolation. Gene Ontology annotation, cellular component: cytosol.
AAAAACUCAAAAGGCCAGGCCAUCGGAGAGUCAAAAAUGGCUAAAAGCCCUAGUGACAUAUAGAACUGGAAAAGUAGGAAGCCAAGUGCAAUAGUUUAGAGAGAGAGAGAGAGAGAGACGAUGGCGUGUAGUUCAGGAAGUUGUGAGUCUGGUUGCUACAAAGACAAGAAUAGCGAAGAAGACCAACAGUUGGAGAAGAAAAAAGCAGUCAAUGGUGUUGUGAAAAUUGGCAACGAUCUUAACCGCACCAAUCUUUGCAUAAAGUGCAAAUCCAAUCAAACCAUCGCUACCACCAUCCCCACGACGGCCGGCGACGCUUCCCGCUUUUGCUCCGACUGCUUCCGCACCAAUCUCUUCGGGAAGUUCCGGUUCGCUGUCACCUCCAACGCCAUGAUUUCUCCGGAGGACAACGUCCUCGUCGCUUUCUCCGGUGACACUUCUUCCAGGGUGGCUCUACAGUUUGUACAUGAGAUGCAAUGUAAAGCACAGAAGAAUUUCGAUGCAAGUAGAGAUAGGUCAUUACCAGUAUUUGGUGUAGGGGUUGCUGUUGUUGAUGAAAGUGCUAUUUAUCCAGUCCCUUCUCAUCAACUUGACGAAGCAAUUGAAGACAUGAAACUUAUUGUUUCAAAUUUAGCUCCACCAAGAAAAGAGUUCCAUGUUGCCUCCAUAGCGAGCAUUUAUUCUUCAGAUUUCGGGGAUGGAAUGGAUACGUUGAAAGAGUUAGUUAAUACUGUUAGUGAUCUCACUGGAAAAGAAGAUCUGAUGCUGCAUCUGCGAAUGUUGUCAUUGCAAAAGAUUGCUCUUCAAAAUGGAUACACCAAACUUGUGUUGGGGACAUGCACAUCAAGGAUAGCUUGCCAUGUCAUUGCAACAACUGUUAAGGGCCAGGGUUACUCUUUAGCGGCAGAUAUACAAUAUGUUGAUGCAAGGUGGGAGAUACCAGUGGUGCUUCCCCUACGUGAUUGCCUCACACAAGAGCUCGACAUGCUUUGUUGCCUUGACAGCUUAAGAACUGUGAAGGUUUUUGACAAUCCCCGUUCUGGCAUCAAUGGCUUGGUCUCAGCAUUUAUAAAAGUGUUGCAGGAAGAAAAUCCUUCUCGAGAAUGCACAAUUGUAAGAACAGCUGGAAAGCUUACUCCAUUCCAUUUUAAUAGGAUUCCAGAAGGUGAUGACCUUAAUGCUCAUUUCGCAUCUCAAAGGCGGCAGAAGAAAUUUAAUUUGAUGCCUAAUGAAUCUCUGCCCCCCGAGUCAUUUUGUUCGAUUUGCAAUAGCCCACUCAACAAAUCUGACUUGUCCAGUUUGAGUGAUGUUGAGAAUGGACAAUUAAGUGCUGAAACUUUUGGGGCUACAUGUUGUUUGAGCUGCCAGUUUCAGAUGCUUCCCAAAGAACCCUCAUCUGUAGAGUAUUUUUAUUCACUCUUACCGCAGCCAAUCAUUGCUCGGGCAAAGGGUGGCAACCGUUGCAAUCAGAGAUGGCUAAGGUAAGGGAGCAAAUACAAGAUUGCUUGCUUUCAGACAGCGAAGAUGGUACUUGAACCCGCUAUUUUUUCUUCAAAACUACUUCUGCAGUUAGUCAUUACUCACUCUAUAUGCUUGCCUAUUUUAGUCAUUGGUGCUUAGAAGGGGCAAAAGCUAUAGCAGCAACAAGCUAGGAUAGCGGAGAAACAGAUAAGCUUUAAAUUUAGGGGAAAAAAAAACUGAUAUGAUAUUAAGAAAUUGUGAUUAAUUUGAUAUUUUAAUUAAGUUGUCAUUCUUCUCAUUUCUUGAUCAUGAGGGGAGAAUUUUGGGAUAAUAUGGGACUAGUAUGUAUGGAGAUGAUGGUUGUGAUGGAAAGUUGAUGUAGUAGAAUAAAUAGGUUAAGUGUCUGUUAAGUAAGUGGCCUAUUAGUUGUAGUCUAUAAAUAGGUGAUGUAAUACCCAUUGUACUUGGAUUCUAUUUAGUUUUAAUUGAAUAAUAUUGACAUUUAUUAGAACA